Messenger RNA from Globicephala melas (long-finned pilot whale), 3191 nucleotides. Lineage: Eukaryota; Metazoa; Chordata; Mammalia; Artiodactyla; Delphinidae. The record is from RefSeq and is a predicted model, not a curated record.
AUGCUUAUAGUCUCGGAGAGGAUACAGAAAACAGAUAGAAAAUUAUAUGACUCCCAAGGUGCUUUGGGAACCCAGAAGAGGAGCCCCUCCCCACCAGCAGACCAGGCUGAAGAAGGUGGUCUGGGAAAGCUCGUGGAGGAGACCGACCCUCUGAUUCGUGGCGACCGCGCCCUUUCGAGCAGCGGGGAGCUCGUCCGGACUCCGGCUGCGCCGCCUCCUUCGGAUGCCGGCUGCCUCCGGAAAGCCACGCGGCCACUCUCGGGCGCGCGCCCCCCGACCGCACACGCCCGCUCACGCAUGCUCCCGGCGCUCCCACGCGCGCAGGCCCUUCACCGGCGCCGCCCACGCAGCCUCGUGCUCCGGGCGCGCGGGCUCCGCUGCUGCGCGGGGCCCGUGGAGGCAGUUGCCGGAGCUGGGAUGAGCUAUCGGAGGAUGCUGCAGCGCGGGGCGCGUCGCCCCCCUCAGUCCACCAGAGCCCGGAUACCUCAGAAAUUCGGCUCUGGGUCUGUGGGGAGCGAAAUGCAACCCAAACACCGUUUUACCGAACCCCGCGCAAAUAAACACGCACAGGCACUCACACAGACGUCGCCGCGACCCGCGCUUGCCGCGGCAGAUCCCGGCCGCGGGCGGCCAAGAAAGAGCCCGGGACCCGGGAGGGGCCGCUGCCUACGCCUCAAAGUCCAAGGUGUCGCCGCUCGGGAUCGGCCGCUAAAAGGGUUGAACUGGCCUCGCAUCAUCUGCCCACUGCCUUCGGCUUCUGCAGCUCUUUCACCUCUAGCUGCUCGCACCUCUGGUCUCUCCUUUCCCCUGCUUCCCUGGCUCAGUGGCUCUGGGCCUGGGCCCUGCAGACUCCGGAGCCGGAUCCGGAAACUGGGAAGAGCGGCCUGGGCGGCGGCGAAGCAAAGCCUCGCGGUUUCAGCCUGAGCAGAACGCGGGGGAGGCCCGGGUCUAGGGUGUUUUGGGAGACCUGCCCCCAGGUCCCGGGGGUACGCCCCUCGCCAGGAGCGCGCGCGUGGCUGCUAGGGAGGGGUGAGCAAAGGACGAGGAAACGCGCCCACACAGUGAGCUGCCCCUCCAGCCCAGAAGGCUUACGAAUUGACAUGUACUUGAAUCCCCAGUGGGAUCCUGUCAGAAAUGCAGAUUUCUGGGCGUCCCUCUCAUUCAGUCGAUCAAGGUGGGGCCCAGGAAUCUGACUUUCGAAUAAGAACGCCCUCUCCCGUCCUCCACGAUUCCGGUGCAAAGAGACCCGAGGUCCACUCUGCUUGUCAGCUGCUCUAGGCAGGGAUGACUGUCUUGUACUUCUUCUCCUGACAGUUCAUAGCUUCGCACGAGGUUAGGGUUCCACCUCGCUAAAGGCGAAUGAAUGAAUGAAUGAAAUUUUAAAAACUCAUUGUAACAAACAAUUCAUGCAAAAAAUACAAAAUCCAAAAUUGUCAAAAAAGGUACAGGGAAGAGUAAACAUCCUUGUUCUUCCUGUAUCCCAGCCUUUCAAUUCUCUAUAAGCCAUCAGUGAAAAUGGUUUCUUGGAAGUAUUUUCAGAUUUAUUUUAUGCACAUGUCAGCAUUUCUAUAUCUAUUCUCUUUCUUUAUGUUUGUUGAUGUUACUGAUAUAGGUGACAUAGCAUUACGAUUGGUAGUAUAUUAUGCUUGCUAGUUCACUUAUUAAUACAAUAGAGCUGCCUUGUUCCAUUGUACCUAAUGAUUUAAUAGUCCCCAAUAGUUGGUCGUUUAAGUGUCCAGUAUUUUCCUGUUACAAACAAUGUUUCAGUGAACAUCCUUAUUCUUACAUCAUUGUACACAAGUGCAAACGUAUCUGUAGGAUAGAUUCCUAGGAAGUUGAAUUGCUGUGUCAAAGGUUUAUUUGUGCAUUCUCUGAUAGAUACUGCCAAGUUGCUCUCAUAGAGAUUGUAUCCAUUUUACUCUCACUAACAAUGAUAAAAGUGGCAUUUCAAAUUAGUGUAGAAGAGGAAGAAUGUUCAUUAUCAGUGGUUCUGGGACAAAAUUCCCACUUCACUCCUUUUACAAAAGUAUAUUCUGGAUGAAGAAAAUACAGGUAUAAAAAUAAAACCAGGAAAAGCACUAAAAUAAAACGUGAUGAAGUUAUUUAAUAAACUGAGUGCAAUAUAACCCCAAACCUAGAAGAAUUUAAAAAAUUGAUAAAUACAAAUAUAUGAAUUUCUCUAAGACAAAAAAUAAGGUACCGUAAACAAAAUCAAAAAAACUGGGAAAGAAUAAUUACAAUACAUAUCACAAAAAAAGGGCUGGUUUCCUUAAAAUGUAAAUAACUCCUACAAACCAGUAAGAAAACGACCAACGAUGCAAUAGAAAAAUGACCAAACUCAAGAACAGAUAAAUUACAAAAAAGAAAUACAAAUUAUUGUAUGUAUAAAAAGAUGCUCACCUUCAUUCAUAACAAGACAUGGAUUGAAACUACAACUAGAAACCAUCUUUCAGCUGUUUCAUAACAUGUAGGGUAUGUUGUUGGUGAGAUUUACAUUUAAUUUUCUUCUGUAAAUGCAGCAUUGUUUAAAAUGGCCUCUGGAAUUCCCUGGCAAUCCAGUGGUUGGGACUCCACGCUUUCACUGCCAAGGGCCCGGGUUUGAUCCCUGGUCAGGGAACUAAGGUCCUACAAGAUCCCUGCACGGUGGGUAAAAACAAAAAAUUUUUUUUAAUAGAAUGGCCUCAAGCUGGAAAUAACCUACAUGUCCAUCAAUAAUGAACUGUUUGAAGAAAGUAAGGUAGAGCCUUGUAAUUGAAUUGAAUACAACGCAGACGUUUAAAAAAUGAGGAAGAUCCAUAUAUACUGCUAUGGAAAAAUAACCAAGAUUAUAUGAAAAAAAUUGAUACGUAAAUGAGUACUUAAUAUUCUUUUUAUGUUAAGUAAUGCUAAUAAUAAUAAUAGUAAUAAUGUAUAUUAGCAUGACUGUGUGUGCAGAGAAAAUUUCUGGAAGGAUAUAUGAACGGUUAACAGUGCUGGGGCAGGAGGGACAGUGGUAUGAAGGGUGGGGGUCUUUUUACUGAUUGCCUGUUUGUAAUGUUUGAGUCGUUUUCAUAAUAAGCCUAUCUUAUCCUUGUAAUAAGUUAAUUUUAAAAAGAUAGAGCAAAAAAAUUCCUAAGCUAAUGAGGAAGGAAUAAAAAGCAUUUGGUGCCUGUUCUUAAGUUCACUUUCCAAUAGUCAGCCCUGAUACUGCU